UGUACGACGAUCAAGCGCGCGCUCGCGGAGGUGGGGGAGGAACUUUUCAACAUGUUUUUCCCUCCCAAACUUUCUCGAUUUUAUCAGACUUGCUUAUCGAAAAAUUAGUUCGCGACUUGAAAAAAAUCGGAGCAGUCUGUGGAAGUGACGUUUAAUUGCUUCCUGGAUGUUUAAAUGCUUCCUACGUCAGCUACAUACGAGUGACGCUCGAAGGCCCGAAUUCAAGGUUAACCAAUCGCUAUUGUACAUGUUCGCACAGUUUACUAAUAUUUUGACCGCGUUGAUAGAUGCCUCGCUCCAAACCAUCCGAAUGAAAAAAAGGUUAUCCUUUCGGAAUUAACGUUGGAGUCGACAUGAAAGCCAGGAAGUUGUUUGCUGCACUCGGGGCAGGCCUCAUUCUGGCCUGCUGCGUUAUGAUUUACUUAAUGCUUGAUGUUACUUUGUUUCCACAGAGUAGGGGCUCAAAAAGCAAUGUAAAAGAUAAUCAAUGGCUCCAUUUUGAAUCUCGAAUAGCAAAACUUGAAGAAGAAUUGAAUCGUCACCACAGAGCUAUGAAUGCUCUGCAGGCAGCUGCUCAGGUGAAAGUAGAGGCACCCCUGGAUGACAGACACCAGAAUUUAAAUCCCUUUGGAUACUUUAAGCCUGAAAAGCCUGCAGUGUGCACCGUCAAUUUCAGGCAGACACCAGAAGUUGACAUUCAAAUGCUUGAGGUUUACAAGCAGUUGAAAUUUGACAAUCCAGAUGGAGGAGUAUGGAAGCAAGGCUGGAGCAUAAAGUACGAUGAAAAGCAGUGGCAUCCUAAUAGGAAACUGAAGGUUUUUGUUGUACCACAUUCUCACAAUGAUCCUGGAUGGCUCAACACCUUCGAGAAGUAUUAUACAUACCAAACUCAAGGUAUACUGAAUAACAUGGUAACCAAGUUAUCUGAAGAUAGAAGGAGGAAGUUCAUUUGGGCAGAGAUCUCGUUCUUUAAAUUGUGGUGGGAUGAACAAUCCCAAUCGACCCGCGAUGUUGUGAAAAGACUAGUCCAUGAUGGACAGCUUGAGAUUGUUGCUGGAGGAUAUGUUAUGCCUGAUGAAUCUGUCUCACAUUGGAUGGCACAACUGACACAACUGACAGAGGGCCAUCAAUGGCUGAAGACAAAUUUAGACUAUGUGCCGAACGUCGGCUGGGCGAUCGAUCCCUUUGGCCUAUCUCCGACCAUGCCGUACCUUUUGAAGGGCGCUGGCCUGGAAAACGUUGUCAUCCAACGGGUCCAUUACUCCGUGAAGAAGAAGCUCGCUCAGGACAAGCAUCUGGAGUUUCGCUGGCGCCAGCUCUGGGACAACGACGGCUCCACCGCGAUCUUCACGCACAUGAUGCCCUUCUAUAGCUAUGACAUUCCCCAUACCUGCGGCCCUGAUCCCAAGGUCUGUUGUCAGUUUGAUUUCUACCGAUUACCGAGCUUUGGGUUCACCUGUCCCUGGAAGAUUCCUCCUAAGGCUAUCACGAAAGCCAAUGUCGGAGAGAGAGCGGCUAUUCUUCUUGAUCAAUACCGCAAGAAGGCUCAGUUGUUCAAGACUAACGUGGUGCUGAUACCUUUAGGCGAUGACUUCAGGUACUCGCACGUAACGGAAUGGGACGCGCAGUUUCCGAAUUACCAGAAACUGUUCGACUACAUGAAUAGCGACCGGCAAAUGAACGUGCAAAUUCAGUUUGGAACGCUGAGCGAUUACUUUGAGGCCGUCAGAAGCCAAAAGAGUAUCGAGGAGUAUCCUAGCUUGAGCGGGGACUUCUUCACGUAUUCUGACAGGGACGACCACUAUUGGAGUGGAUACUACACCUCGAGGCCGUUCCACAAAAGGCUCGACAGGGUGCUUAUAGGAUCUUUGAGGGGAGCCGAGUUGUUGAGCACCAUCGCAUGGAUGAAAGGUAACGAUCAUCUGAUCGAGGAUAAGAUGGCCAGUCGACUGGACGUCGCGAGACGGUGGCACUCGAUAUUCCAGCAUCACGAUGGCGUGACCGGUACCGCGAGGGAUCAUGUUGUAAUCGACUACGCUCAGAAGAUGAUUGUCGCACUUAACAACUCGGCUCAUAUUCUGCAGCAGUCGGUGGCGCACUUGAUGAGAAGCCCGCAAAAGUCGCCCGUCGAUUUGGAGACGCUUUACUUGUCUUUGGAUGAGAACAGAUCGUAUCACACGAGUCCUGGAGACAAGUACGUGGUCUCCCUCGGAGAUGACAUCACAGCAAGAAAAAUUCUCUUCUACAAUUCCCUUCCGCGAACUAGGACAAAAGUAGCGAGUAUAUACGUGUCUUCUCCUUGGGUGCGAGUCACCGAUAAAAUGGGACGACCUAUUCAGUGUCAGAUCUCGCCUGUCUGGGUCAGCCCAGCAGCCAUCUCCGCAGCAAGAUACGAACUAUCUUUUCUAGUCACUGUACCUGCAUUCGGCUUAACUACCUAUAUCGUUCAUGCUUUGCACGGUACAACCUUACCAGAAGAAUCGUAUCUGGCGAACGUAACAGUCUACAAUACAGCUAUUCCCCUUUCCCCGGUACCUGGUUUCAAUAAUGUACAGACUUAUCCGAGCGUGCAAGAGUUUUCCAUCAGUCAGCGACCGGAACUGUCUGCGGCUUUUGGUAAAACCGGCCUGUUGAAAGCUCUGCGUGUGAGCGACAAGACGUAUCCGGUGCACCUGGAGUUCGUCAAGUACGGUACGAGAGGUGCCGGUCAAGACAAGAGUGGAGCCUACUUAUUCUUACCCGAUAAGCCAGAACCCGAUCCAGUAUUAACCGGCAACAGUAGAAUAGUUCACUUAGUUACGGGACCUAUUUUGUCGAGGGUUUUCACGGAUCUCCCCUAUGUUAAGCACAUUUGUACUCUUUAUAAUUCGUCGGGUAGUGACGGACUGGGUUUGCACAUUACAAACGAAGUAGAUAUUACGGAAACACAGAAUUUCGAGUUGGCGAUGAGGAUUAAUACUGACAUAGCCUCGGGGGAUGUGUUCUACACGGAUUUGAACGGCCUAAAUAUAAUUAAACGACAGAGAUUUGCGAAGAUUCCUACUCAAGGAAAUUAUUAUCCACUAGCAGCUGCGGGUUAUAUUGAGGAUGAACGUAUUAGGAUGAGUAUCAUAACAGGACAGCCCCUAGGAGCAAGUUCCAUGUCCUCCGGGCAAUUCGAGAUCAUGCAAGAUCGGCGGUUGAUGCAAGACGACAACCGCGGCCUGAGUCAAGGCGUAACGGACAACCUGCUAACGUUCCACAAAUUUGUUUUACUGUUGGAGAAGCGUCAGGAGUCUUGCCAACAACCAACACCUCCAAUUGAGCAUCCGGCAGGUCUUCUUUCUCUUGCUGGUCACCUGUCCCUCGAUGACAUGCUCCAUCCAGUGCUCGCUCUACAUCCACGAACGAAUACCGACCUCUACCUGAACCCAACCUUCGCUCCCUUAGGCUCGAAUCUUCCCGCCGACUUGAGCGUCGUUAGUUUACGCGUGAUCCCGAUUCCUGAUGGUGCCGGCAAAGGUGUUGGCAUGGUGUUACACAGGCAAGCGCUAAACUUAUGCUGGGGCGAUGCUGCUCUUCAACAACUUUUCCCCGUUUCCAAGACAGGCGAAAUCGACCUCAGCAAGUUCCUCGGUAACAUGCAGGACUGGACCAUCAGUGAGGCACCGUUAACAUUCACCAACGUAGGACCAUCCAAGAGGUCACCGAUCGUUAGUCUAUGUCCACAUCAACUCGUAUCGCUUCUUUUUCACAAGACCGAAUCUUAAGCUAGCUAAGUAGUUACUUAGUUGGUUACCUCUCUUUGUCGGGAUCACGGGGAGUUUAAUAUUUUUCGCUACUAAGUAGUGGGAGGAGAUACUCGUAUUUUGAUAGAACUGAGUUAAAAUAGCAAUCGCUGCGUCAACCAAUUCUUCGAACUAUUUGACAAGAAAAGUCUUAAUAAUUUGAAAAAUAAUUUACAAGGAAACAAAAUCAAAGUAGGGGUUGCAAAUUAAACACUGUAGGACUUUCUAGAAGUCGUAAGCUUUAUGUAGAAGUAGAUGAUGUACAUAUUAUCUAACUUUCGUUAAAUUCGCAGUUAAUAUUCUGGAAACAACAAUGAAAUCUGAAAAAUUAAGUUCGCGCUACUUUUAUUCAAUAGCUGCCGUAUCGUACAUAAAAGUACUCUACGGAGAAAAAGAAAAUGACAAUUUUCUGUCGAUAGAUUCUGUAGUUAAAACGUGGUAGAAUCUUUCGCGUGUAAGCUCAGACAAUGGAAAAGUAGUGUGUUGCCAAUGCUGUGAUAAAUUACGGAAUAUUUGUUCUAAUAAAAAGUAAACUUCACAAAAAGAAAUAUAAGCUGAAAUAGCCGUUUUUUUGGUAGACAAGGCACGUAAAAAAAGAAAUUCUUUGGCAUCAUUUCUUUUUUGUUAAAUAUUACAAAUGUAAUUUUUGUAUAUUGAAGUUCAAUGAUUGCUGCUGGAAAUUUAGGUAUGACUUGUGAUCCAACAAAUUAUAAUUGGAAAGUAUUUUUGCAUGUCUAAGAAACGAUUUUUGCAAAAUAGAAAUACGAUACUUUUAUUAGUAUUUUAAUUGAUUAAAUCACAUUAAUUAUUAUAAUGAUCUUUUAUACUAGCAAUUGAUUUUUAUUCACUAUAAGUUUUAUUGACGAAUUGUGAUGUUUAUGAGAUGUAUAUUAUGUAUUGAAUAAUUUUUUAAACAUACAACUUUGAUCAGGUAUUUUUUCUGAUACAUGUUUGUUUUUAAUUUUGAAAGCAUGCCUUUUACCUUUCUGUAUGCACACCAACCAUUGGUAUUUUUUAUAACUCAAAAAAUUUACAAAUUACUGUUAAACAUUUUCAGAGCAAUUUUGUGAGUCAUCCAAUUCGUAUUGGUGACACAUUAUGCUUUAAUAAUUUGAUGUGAUGUGUAUGAUUGUAUAAGAAUUGAAUACUUAAAAUUAAAUUGGACAUUAAAAAAAAAAAAGUAAAAAUAAAAGUUUGGUAACGUAAA
Messenger RNA from Nasonia vitripennis (jewel wasp), 4974 nucleotides. It is a transcript of the gene alpha-Man-IIa, whose product is annotated as alpha-mannosidase 2. Gene Ontology annotation, biological process: N-glycan processing; mannose metabolic process; protein deglycosylation. The coding region runs from base 354 to 3749 and encodes 1131 amino acids. Gene Ontology annotation, cellular component: Golgi membrane. Lineage: Eukaryota; Metazoa; Arthropoda; Insecta; Hymenoptera; Pteromalidae. The record is from RefSeq and is a predicted model, not a curated record. Gene Ontology annotation, molecular function: carbohydrate binding; alpha-mannosidase activity. The transcript has 7 exons.